UUGAUAAAUUAGCCAAGAAACAAGCUAAAAAAUGCUUAUCUAAAAAGACUCAAAAAUCAAUUGCUAUAUUAUCUAAGCAGUAUGAAAAAAAACAUUAUGAAGAUUCUAUUUAUCAUUCUCUUGAAAAAUAUAUAGAUUACUAUAAAAUUUUUGAGGAGAUUGAAAUUAAUGAUCCAAAUUUAUAUGAAAAGUUUAUUCAAGCAAUCAUGCAAAUAUUACAUUAUACAAGAAUUUAUAAAGUUGAAAAUGAAGCAAAAUUUGUCAAGAAAUAUAAAAGAAUUUUAUCUGAAAUAGACAUCUCAACAAAUCCAAAUAAAUACAUUAUAAAUCUCUUGAUAAAAUAUUCAAAAUAUAAAUUCUUGCCACAUUUAUAUAAAGAUAAAAAAAGCUUGUUGAUUUCAAUUGCAAAGAUUGAAUAUUAUUAUUGA
Molecule: messenger RNA, 428 nt
Organism: Cetraspora pellucida
Lineage: Eukaryota; Fungi; Glomeromycota; Glomeromycetes; Diversisporales; Gigasporaceae
Source: the annotation of a GenBank genome assembly